AUGACACAAUACUCAUCCCAUCAUCAAAUAGAAAUUAAUAAGUACUUUGCAGAUAUUAAUACUUUUUUGAACACAGGCGCUAAAGCAGCGAAAAUAACAAACGCGAUCAUUUUUAUGAUUUGCAAGGAUUGUCAGCCAAUAUCAGUUGUUGAUAAUGACGGUUUUAAACAAGUCCUCAGAAUUACAGCCCCACAUUAUACAAUUCCUCAUAGAUCCACCAUUACAAGAAUGAUUGAUUCAAAAUAUGAAGUUCUUUCAAAAGUUAUUAAAGAAGAACUUGCUAAUGUAAAAAAUAUUACCCUUGCGACAGAUGUGUGGACUAACACGAUGCAAGCAAGAAGCUUUCUAGGGAUUACAGUACAUUAUGUCAAAGAUAUAUCUCUCAAUUCAAUAGUGUUAUGCGUACAACAAUUAGAGGAACGUCACACUGGAGAAUACUUAUCAAAAAUAUUGACCGAUACCUGUGAAAAUUGGGGAAUUCAUAAAGAACAUGUAACAGCCGUUGUUACGGAUGAUGCAGCAAAUAUGAUUUUAGCUGUGGAGUUGGCUUUUACUAAAGCCAAACAUAUGAAUUGCUUUGCACACACUUUAAAUUUAGUAGCAGAGAAAUCUGUAAAAUCUGUUGCAAAAUUUGUCCAUGUUUUGAAUAAAGUCAAACAAAUUGUGACAUGGUUCAAACACAGCGUAAUUGCCAUCGACGAUUUGCGUAAGAUGUCACAAAAUACAAAAUUAAUUCAAGAAUGCCCAACUCGUUGGAACUCUAAGUUCUGCAUGAUAGAACGGUUUUUACAACUGCAUAAAGAAGUCAACGAAAUUUUAAUACGCCAUACAUCAGCUCCGCCAAUGGUUAGUGCACUCGAAAUUUUGCAGCUAAAAGAAACAAUGGAAAUUUUAAGGCCAUUAGAAUCAACAUCCACAGAGUGUUGUGGUGAAAAAUACUUAACCUCCAGUAUGGUUAUUCCCAUGGUACAUUGCAUGGUAAAAAGAUUUCCUCAUUAA
Molecule: messenger RNA, 999 nt
Organism: Onthophagus taurus
Lineage: Eukaryota; Metazoa; Arthropoda; Insecta; Coleoptera; Scarabaeidae
Source: RefSeq, a predicted model, not a curated record